Medicago truncatula (barrel medic) is the source of this 2446-nucleotide messenger RNA. RefSeq names its product probable galacturonosyltransferase 10. The transcript has 2 exons. Lineage: Eukaryota; Viridiplantae; Streptophyta; Magnoliopsida; Fabales; Fabaceae. The record is from RefSeq and is a predicted model, not a curated record. Bases 242 to 1843 code for a protein of 533 amino acids. Gene Ontology annotation, molecular function: polygalacturonate 4-alpha-galacturonosyltransferase activity.
GUUAAGAAUCGUUAAUUGUGUUUUGCUGAUUGUGGUGGUAUCACGGAGGAGCUCAGAAAACAAAACAAAACAAAACCCAAACAAAAUAUUAUUAUUUAUUUCUGGAAAGUUUGAAUCUUGUUCUUAAAUCUAAAACUCCAUCCAGUUCGUGUAGAUCUCUCUCGGUAAUAGCACGUGAUUCGUGUAUAUCUGAAUUUUCCCCUGAACUGAAUUUUAGGGGGAAAAUUGGGGGUUUUGGAAAAUGAGGCGUAGAGCAACAGAUUUUCGAAGGCCAGUACGGAGAAAGGUUCCUGAUGCAUUGUGGUGGGCAUUAUGCUGUGCAGUUAUUCUUCUAUUUAUCUAUAUUCUUACAAGAGGGACUCAAAUUGAGUCUAGACCACCUUUGUCCAAGAGAACUUACAAAAAUGAUAGGAUUAUGGAAGGCCUUAAUAUUACCGAAGAGAUGUUAAGUUCCGACUCGGUGACCAGACAACUUAAUGAUCAGAUAUCCCUAGCUAAAGCUUUUGUUGUAAUUGCAAAAGAAAGCAACAAUCUCCAAUUUGCUUGGGAACUAAGUGCUCAGAUCCGCAAUUCACAGAUUCUUCUCUCAAAUGCUGCCACUAGGCGUUCUCCUUUAACAACCAGAGAAUCAGACAGUGCUAUCCGAGAUAUGGCUUUAUUGUUAUACCAGGCUCAGCAGCUCCAUUAUGACAGUGCAACUAUGAUCAUGAGAUUCAAAGCAAAAAUCCAAGCCCUUGAAGAACAGAUGAAUUCUGUAAGUGAAAAGAGUUCAAAAUAUGGACAAAUAGCGGCUGAAGAAGUACCAAAAAGCUUAUACUGUCUGGGUGUCCGGUUGACAACUGAAUGGUUCAAAAACCUCAAUUUGCAAAAGAAAUUGAAGGACAAAAGGCAAGUGGAGAUGAAGAUUAAGGAUAAAAAUCUUUACCACUUUUGUGUGUUCUCUGAUAACAUCAUUGCAACUUCAGUCGUGAUUAAUUCAACUGCAAAAACUUCUAAAAAUCCCAAUAUGAUUGUUUUUCACCUUGUCACUGAUGAAAUAAAUUAUGCUUCGAUGAAGGCGUGGUUUGCCAUGAAUGACUUUCGUGGGGUGACUGUGGAAGUUCAGAAGUAUGAAGACUUCUCAUGGUUAAAUGCUUCAUAUGUUCCUGUGCUUAAGCAACUUCAAGACUCAGAAAUACAAAGCUACUACUUUUCCGGAAACAGUGAUGGUGGAAAGACACCUAUCAAGUUUCGUAACCCUAAAUAUCUGUCCAUGCUUAACCACUUGAGGUUCUAUAUCCCUGAAGUUUUUCCUGCCCUGAAGAAGAUUGUGUUCCUGGACGAUGACGUCGUGGUUCAGAAGGAUCUCUCUGAUCUUUUUUCAAUUGAUUUGAAUGGGAAUGUUAAUGGAGCUGUUGAGACAUGCAUGGAGACAUUUCAUAGAUACCAUAAAUACUUGAACUAUUCUCAUCCUCUUAUAAGAGCUCAUUUUGAUCCCGAUGCAUGCGGAUGGGCAUUUGGGAUGAAUGUAUUUGAUUUGGUUGAAUGGAGGAAAAAGAAUGUAACUGGCAUCUACCACUAUUGGCAGGAAAAGAAUGUAGAUCGGACAUUGUGGAAACUCGGCACUUUGCCACCUGGAUUGUUAACAUUUUAUGGACUAACAGAACCCUUGGAUCCGUCAUGGCAUGUACUGGGUUUUGGCUACACAAACGUUGAUCCUCAGUUGAUAGAAAGAGGGGCUGUACUGCACUUCAAUGGGAACUCCAAACCUUGGUUGAAGAUUGGGAUUGAAAAAUACAAGCCCCUAUGGGAAAAACAUAUUGAUUACUCUCAUACCUUUUUGCAGCAAUGCAACUUUCAUUGAUUUUGAAUUGAGCUUUAAUUGGAACUUCAAAGUUCAAACCUUGGUGGAAGAUUUGGAUUCACAAGCACUAGUCACAAAUGGUGUAUAUUGGAAUAAUACAUCAUUGACCAUUCCAUCCAAUCCUCUAUUGCAACAGUGAAACAGUUAUUGACUUGUGGAGCUGAGAGGUUUAUUGAUCCUUAGAUGCAAAAUCCAAUUGAGGUAUUCAUUCUGUAGUAAAAAAUGGUUUUACAAUUUUAAAAGGUUAAGCAUGUUUGGUGGCUAUAACAUGGCGUAUUCAUUGAUUCCGGAUCUUCAGUUGUAGCAUAUGGAUGUCCAUUUCUGUUAGACAAUAUCAGCUCAUAGUUUCUUCUUUGUGAUUUUAGUCAGAGUUGAGAUCUGCUGUAAACUUAUUAUUGUCCCUUAUUACCACUAUUCUUCAUUGCAAGACCAGAUACAUUGUUAAUUAACUACUACAGCCUUCUUGCUACUGUUACUGACUUUCUUGAUCCAAAAAGAAACUAUGAUUAGAGUUUUAUGGAUCUUUUUAUCGAAACUAUCUUGCCUAUGUAUUCUCUAAUCAUGAUAUUCAAUAUCCUUUUGUUGUUGGUGUGGAUUAUUUUA